Rana temporaria (common frog) is the source of this 3889-nucleotide messenger RNA. Its product is annotated as integrin beta-1-A-like. Lineage: Eukaryota; Metazoa; Chordata; Amphibia; Anura; Ranidae. The record is from RefSeq and is a predicted model, not a curated record. The coding region runs from base 81 to 2552 and encodes 823 amino acids. The transcript has 16 exons. Gene Ontology annotation, cellular component: cell surface; focal adhesion; integrin complex. Gene Ontology annotation, biological process: cell adhesion mediated by integrin; integrin-mediated signaling pathway; cell-matrix adhesion. Gene Ontology annotation, molecular function: integrin binding; collagen binding involved in cell-matrix adhesion; C-X3-C chemokine binding.
CAGUGGCUUAGUGGUUAGUUCAUCUAUCUUGUUGCACCAGGGUCCCCAGUUUCAAUCCAACCAGGACAUUAUCUGUUUGUAUGUUUUUCCUCUGCUUGCGUGGGUUUCUUCACGGUACGCUGGUUUCCCCCACACAAGCCAAAGACAUGACGAUGGUGUAUAAACUCAUCUUCAUGGGACUGUGUCUUGAUUCAAUUUUAUACAGCAAUUCUCAGCAAAGUGGAACAGAGUGUUUAAAAGCGAAUGCCAAAUCUUGUGGAGAAUGUAUACAAGCUGGACCAAAUUGUGGGUGGUGCACAAAAGUGGAUUUUUUACAAGAAGGUGAGCCCACAUCGGCACGCUGUGAUGAUCUUGCUGCAUUGAAACGUAAGGGCUGUUCAGAGGAAGACAUUCAGAAUCCCAGAGCAAGCAAGAGAACGCUAAAGGACAACCUUAUAACAAAUAAGACCAAAAGAAAUUCUAUGAACUCCUCUGAAAUUACACAGAUCAGACCGCAGCAAUUAAAAUUUGAACUAAGAUCAGGAGAGCCCCAGACAUUUAAUUUAACAUUCAGAAGAGCAGAGGAUUAUCCUAUUGACUUGUAUUAUCUUAUGGACCUGUCAUUUUCCAUGAAAGAUGAUUUAGAGAAUGUAAAAAAUCUUGGCACAGCUCUCAUGGAGAAAAUGAAACAAAUUACUUCAGAUUUCAAGAUAGGUUUUGGGUCUUUUGUAGAGAAGACAGUCAUGCCAUAUAUUAGUACUACUCCUGCUAAACUCAUAAACCCGUGCACCGCCGAACAGCAAUGUACCAGUCCGUUCAGUUACAAGAAUGUACUCAGCCUCACAAGUAAUGGAAACCUUUUCAAUGACCUAGUAGGCAAGCAGCAGAUCUCUGGUAAUUUGGAUUCCCCAGAAGGUGGAUUUGAUGCCAUCAUGCAAGUCGCUGUGUGUGGUGAUCACAUUGGAUGGAGGAAUGUCACACGCUUGUUGGUGUUUUCUACGGAUGCUGGCUUCCAUUUUGCUGGUGAUGGCAAGUUAGGAGGAAUCGUUCUGCCAAAUGAUGGAAAAUGUCACAUGCAAGACAAUAUGUACACAAUGAGCCAUUAUUAUGACUACCCAUCAAUCGCUCAUUUGGUCCGGAAGCUCAGUGAAAACAACAUACAGACAAUCUUUGCUGUUACUAAGGAUUAUCAAGAUAUUUACAAGGAGCUAGCAAAGCUAAUCCCAAAAUCAGCUGUUGGAACUUUGUCUUCAGACUCUAAUAAUGUAAUUCAACUAAUCAUUGAUUCCUACAAUUCACUGUUUUCAGAGCUUAUUCUAGAAAACAGCAAAUUACCAGAAGGUGUAACAAUCAGUUAUAAGUCAUUCUGUAAGAAUGGAGAGAUUGGAACAGGAGAAAAUGGAAGGAAAUGUUUUAAUAUCUCUCUGGGAGAUCAGGUUGAAUUUGAGAUCACUAUAACUGCUCACAAGUGCCCCAAAAAGGACCAAACAGAGACCAUUAAAAUUAAACCAUUGGGAUUUACUGAAGAAGUUGAGAUUCUUCUGAAAUUUAUCUGUGAAUGUGAUUGUCAACAGUUUGGAACCCCCGAUAGCCCAAAAUGUCAUUUUGGGAAUGGUACAUUUGAAUGUGGAGCCUGCAGAUGCAAUGAGGGUCGCAUUGGAAAAGAGUGCGAAUGCAGCACACAUCAAGUUAGCAGUGAAGACAUGGAUGCUCAGUGCAGAAAAGAGAACAGCUCAGAGAUCUGCAGUAACAACGGAGAUUGUAUUUGUGGCCAGUGUGUGUGUAACAAGAGGGAAAAUCCUAAUGAGGUCUACUCCGGGAAAUACUGUCACUGCGACAAUUUCAAGUGUGACCGAUUCAAUGGAUUGAUUUGUGGAGGAAAUGGAGUCUGCAAAUGCAGAGUUUGCGAGUGUUUCCUCAACUUUUCUGGUAGUGCUUGUGAUUGCUCAGAAGAUAUCUCAACAUGCAUAGCAUCUAAUGGUCAGCUAUGUAAUGGAAGAGGAACGUGUGAAUGUGGAAGGUGUAAAUGUGCAGAUCCCAAAUUCCAUGGGCAGAAGUGUGAGAUGUGCCAGACCUGUCUUGGUGUUUGUGCAGAACAAAAGGAAUGUGUUCAGUGCAGAGCAUUUCAUAAAGGAGAGAAACAAGAAUGGUGUGAUACCCAGUGUGCACAUUUCAACCUUACUAUGGUGGACAGCCGUGACAAGUUACCUCAGCCAGGACAGGAAGACGCUCUCACACACUGCAAAGAGAAGGAUGUCGAUGAUUGCUGGUUCUACUAUACCUACUCUGUAAAUUCUAGCUCUGAGGUUUAUGUGCAUGUUGUGAGAGACCCAGAUUGUCCCAGUGGCCCUAAAAUAGUUCGAAUCGUUGCUGGUGUGGUGGCUGGAAUUGUACUUAUUGGACAGGCAUUGUUGCUUUUAUGGAAGUUUUUUAUAAUGAUUCAUGACAAAAGAGAGUGUGCCAAAUUUGAAAAGGAGAAAAUGAAUGCCAAAUGGGAUGCUGAUGAAAACCCCAUCUACAAGAGUGCAGUGACAACAGUGGUGAAUCCUGAAUAUGAGGGAAAAUUAAUGUGAUGGUCAGCCAGGCUAUAUACAAAGUAGCAUCUUGAUCGGAUUGGAUGGCAGCAUGUGUCCCCCUGAAAAACUUAAUUUUUGUUGUUUCACUUUAAGCAUCUUUAAAAUCACUGCUCCUUUAAAAAUGAUAUUUUUUUAAAGUUCUUUGCAUUAAUACAUGUUCCCCAGGGCAGUACCCGGUCACCCAUACCCUUUUAAUAUAAUUUCUGGAUUUUCUACAUAUCUGUUUUCAUUCCCAACGGUCAGCCAGGCUGAUACUUGCAGUUCCCUGGAGGACAGGAUGCCCCCCCCAGGUUGGAAUGUAGCCAAUUAAGCCUCUAACUUUGCAUGACAAUACAGACUCUGAUCUGUCUACUCGGCAGGCAAGCUUCAAACAGAACAUGACCACCGGGAUGAUUGAUGACAAAAAUCAAGGACCAGCAAGCUUCUGGAGAUGAUAUGGUCAAUGCUGCCCCCAGAGGCCAAUUAUGGCAACACAAUCAGUAAGGAGGAAGACUGCCCUGUGAACACUCUGAUUCGUCCAAAACCGAGUGGGGUCCGCAAUGUGAGGGGGGGGGGGCGGUUGAAUAAAGUACGACUGAGGUGCUUUAAAUAGGGCUGUUGUAACCAAAAAGUUUUGCCAUCUUGAGCUCAUCGAAAGAAGGAUUCUACCUAGAGGAGGCGACAAGUAUCUUUGAUGAUUGUUGUUAUAUGUUGUAGAUAUCUGCUAUUUAGUUUGUGACAUUCCUAUUUUCUUGGGAAAUAAAUGUAACAUUAUUUAUUAAGCAGCUGUGUUUGUUAUAUUAUUGUGCUUAUCCGACUCUUUAGAUUAGCCAAGUUAUAGGGAUAUGCAAUUAACACUUAUAUGAAAUAGUUAUAUUAGAUUGUACAAUACUGCAUAUUUACUUCAAUGGCCAAUAACUUUCAUUUGCAUAUAAGCAUUUUUCACGAUCGGGUCCCAUAGACUUCAAAUGGGUUUGAUGUUCCAGUCCAACUUUUGCUAUGUUUCCGGAGUUCUGGUUCUUAUAUGGUCCUAUGCCAUUGUUGACCGCCGUCUGAAGAUGCCGAUUGCCUGGCUGUCAUGCUUGUCCUCUAAACUAAAUGUCUGCUGCCUCACUGAAGGAGAACAAGCAUUCUGCAAGCAACGUUACAAAGUUUGUAAUGUAUAAACUGCAAAGAUGUUUAAGCAAACAUUUUGUCUAAUAUAAAAACGUUUAGUCCAAAUUGUCAAUGGCAUUGAAAUCACUUGGCCCAUGAAAACCAGUUAAUACAUAGACUAUUUGGGUCAGGGUCAACUUUUAUUAUUUUCCAAACUGCAAAAGAUGGUAUUUGGAAAUUCCUUUAUCCAAAAAAAAAAA